Molecule: messenger RNA, 444 nt
Organism: Mesoplodon densirostris (Blainville's beaked whale)
Lineage: Eukaryota; Metazoa; Chordata; Mammalia; Artiodactyla; Ziphiidae
Product: hemoglobin subunit beta
Exons: 3
Coding region: 1-444 (147 amino acids)
Biological process (GO): hydrogen peroxide catabolic process; oxygen transport
Cellular component (GO): hemoglobin complex; blood microparticle; haptoglobin-hemoglobin complex
Molecular function (GO): oxygen binding; oxygen carrier activity; peroxidase activity
Source: RefSeq, a predicted model, not a curated record
AUGGUGCAUCUGACUGGUGAGGAGAAGUCUGCCGUCACUGCCCUAUGGGCCAAGGUGAACGUGGAGGAAGUUGGUGGUGAGGCCCUGGGCAGGCUGCUGGUUGUCUACCCCUGGACUCAGAGGUUCUUUGAGGCCUUUGGGGACCUGUCCACUGCUGAUGCUGUUAUGAAAAACCCUAAUGUGAAGAAACAUGGCAAGAAGGUGCUAGGCUCCUUUAGUGACGGCCUCAAGCAUCUCGACGACCUCAAGGGAACGUUUGCUGCGCUCAGUGAGCUGCACUGUGACAAGCUGCACGUGGAUCCUGAGAACUUCAGGCUCCUAGGCAACGUGCUGGUGGUUGUGCUGGCUCGUCAUUUUGGCAAGGAAUUCACCCCGGAGGUUCAGGCUGCCUAUCAGAAGGUGGUGGCCGGUGUGGCUAACGCCUUGGCCCACAAGUACCAUUGA